CCCUCAACUCAUGGCUAGAUUACUUCAAUAUUCCUCCUUCUCCCUUUGUUUCCAUUCUAUAAUUGUGGUCACAGUAUUAGGUUCUAUCCCAAAGCUUAUUCUUUCAUCAACUCUAUACUCUGAUAUCCAAGUGCUUCGCACCCUGAAGCGUUCUGUCGAUCCCAGCUCCAUCUCCCCAACAUCUUACCUUACUACCUGGGACUUCAUUGUGGAUCCCUGUGAAAGUACAGGUAAACAGUUUCUCGGAAUAGUAUGCAGUAUUCCUCUAGACAAUACUAGCGCUCCUAGUAGAAUUAUAGCAAUUGAUCUAGAUAGCGUUGGAUAUGAUGGGUUUCUGUCGCCGUCGAUCGGGAACUUAACCGAGCUCACCACCCUCAGCCUAAACAGGAACAAGUUCCGCAGAACCAUACCAGAAUCGAUCUCCAAUCUUAAAAAGCUCACCCGGCUUUCACUGGCGGACAAUUGCCUCACAGGCACCAUUCCUACAGAAAUCACUUUAUUCAAGAAUCUUGAAUAUCUAGACAUUUCAGGAAACUUGCUCACUGGCUCAAUUCCAACUAAUAUCACCAGAUUACGAAGCUUGGCCUACUUAAGUUUUUCAAGCAACUCAUUCACAGGCACAAUUCCUGACCUCGCAGGGUUGUGGCAGCUUGAAACUCUAGAUCUUUCUUCCAAUCAACUCUUUGGAAAUUUGCCACAUUUUCCUACGAGAUUGAAAACACUGUUGCUAAACAGCAAUAUACUUUCAGGCCACAUUUCUCGUGUUAAGAUGCUCAACGACCUUAGACGACUAGAUCUAAGUGACAACAGGUUUUCAGGUCACAUAAGCAAGGACAUUGUUUCAUUACCUAGGUUGGUUCACCUUAAUGUUUCAAUGAACCGUUUCACCGCAAUAGGGACGCGCAACUUUUCUAGGGAAGAGACACAACUUCAGGUGCUUGACGCAGAAAAAAACAAUCUCCAUGGUCGUCUGCCUAUAAAUUUGACCACAAUUCAAAAUUUAGACACCAUUAAUCUAGCGCAUAAUCAAUUGGCUGGGCCAUUACCAAGAGAAUAUGGAAAAAAAUUAGAGAAUUCUUGGAGAGUCCUGUACUUGGAUCACAACUUUCUAUCAGGAAAUGUUUCACAAGAGUUCAUUGUUCACGCACCUCGGAUCGAAGGCAGCCUUUCCAAAAACUGCCUUAGGUGUCCAAUGUCAACAACCUUAUGCCGAGGAGGGCAAAGGUCAGCUUCAGAAUGCAUUCAGGUACAAUAAUGGCAGCGAAGUACGUAGGAGUACUCGUCAGAUCGAUCAAAAUCGUAUUGCAAGCAGAUCAAUCAUGCGGGGGGAAAUUAGUAGAAAAGUUGUCUUUCAUGCAUUUUCAAGAAAUAAAUAAAAUCCUUGUGAAAAUGGAAACCACGUAGGGAUCUUUCAUAAAUGAAAAAUGCUGAAGACAGUCGCUCCAUACAAACGGUGGGUAAACGGCAUGGCACGUCAACUGAUAUUUAUUAAAAAAAAAAAAAGAAAAUCAGAACAACAAAACUCUGUUUUGUAAGAAAAUGGAUUCCCGAUGCUCUGGUCAAAAGCUUCUAUCCAUCGAUCUCGUCUUUGGCUUGCUUCGUGGUGUUGUUCCUCUCAGAUUGUUUACUUGCGUGGUGUUGUGGUUUUCGACUUCUUGCGUUGUGGUCUUCAAGUAGAUCUGUGCUCACCCAUUCAACACCAUCAUCUUCCUCAUGUGGGUAUUCGGCUUCAAAUCAGCAAGAUGCCAUUUGUAGACUUCAAACGAGCAUUUUUGGACCUUAAAAUAUCCCCUUCAU
Messenger RNA from Juglans regia (Persian walnut), 1797 nucleotides. RefSeq names its product receptor protein-tyrosine kinase CEPR2-like. The record is from RefSeq and is a predicted model, not a curated record. The coding region runs from base 11 to 1255 and encodes 414 amino acids. Lineage: Eukaryota; Viridiplantae; Streptophyta; Magnoliopsida; Fagales; Juglandaceae. Gene Ontology annotation, molecular function: protein binding. The transcript has a single exon.